CACUUAUCACAGAAAUUCGUAAACGCUCGUCUCUGUCUUCACAAACCCAAACUCAAACCCAAACCCAACCCGAAGCUUUUCUCUCUCUAUCUUGUUUUCUCUCUCUUUCUCUCUCGCUCAUACCUAUCGCUUUCUAUCCUUCUCUCUGGUUUUCGAUUUAGGGCUCACGAACUCGCUCUUUGACUCAGAACCUUCUUGCAGCUCCGAUCUGCUCCUUCAGGUUGUGUUGAUUUGUUGCAAGGAAAACGCUCUUCAGGUUGGUGUUCAAGGGAGGACUCAGGAAAGGGAUGACUUAUAGUUUGGCCUGUUGAAAUUCGAGCAAUGUCAGGGCUACUUAAUUCUUCUCUGAACGGUUCUGCUUCAAAUCUUCCAGAUGGUGCUGGGAGGUCUUUUGCUACUUCAUUCUCUGGUCAGUCUGGUGCAGCCUCCCCUGUCUUUCAUCAUACUGGAUCCAUUCAAGGACUGCACAAUAUUCAUGGGAGCUUUAAUGUACCCAACAUGCCUGGUACACUCACAUCAAGAAACUCAACAAUAAAUAGCGUUCCAUCCGGUGGUGUUCAGCAACAAACAGGUAGCCUUUCUAGUGGAAGGUUUGGUUCCAACAAUCUGCCUGUUGCAUUAUCCCAGCUAUCUCAUGGAAGUGCCCAUGGACACUCGGGAGUCGCCAAUAGAGGAGGUAUAAAUGUUGUAGGAAACCCUGGAUUUAGUAGUAGCACAAAUGGAGUUGGAGGUUCUAUUCCUGGGAUUCUUCCAACAUCCGCUGCAAUUGGUAACCGAAAUGCUGUUCCAGGAUUGGGAGUAUCCCAAAUUUUGGGAAAUGCGGGUCCUCGAAUCACAAGUUCUGUGGGAAACAUGGUUGGAGGGGGGAACCUUGGAAGGACUGGUGGAGGAUUGUCUGUACCUGGUCUCACAUCCCGUCAUUUGAGUGCAAACAGUGGAUCUACUGGCUUAGGAGUACAGGGACAGAAUCGAUUGAUGAGUGGUGUGCUUCCACAAGGAUCUCCGCAGGUGAUUUCAAUGCUAGGGAACUCUUAUCCCAAUGCUGGUGGUCCACUUUCACAAAGCCAUGUUAUGGGUAUGUUGAAUGAUGUAAACUCGAGUGAUAAUUCUCCUUUUGACAUGAAUGACUUCCCUCAACUGACUAGUCGACCUAGUUCUGCUGGAGGGCCUCAAGGACAAUUGGGUUCUUUACGGAAGCAGGGUCUUAGUCCCAUCGUUCAACAAAACCAAGAGUUUAGUAUUCAAAAUGAAGAUUUCCCAGCUUUGCCAGGAUUCAAAGGUGGCAAUGCUGAUUAUGCUAUGGAUAUGCACCAGAAAGAACAGCUUCAUGACAAUGCUGUACCAAUGAUGCAAUCUCAACAUUUCCCGAUGGGGAGGUCUGCUGGUUUUAGCUUGGGGGGAACAUAUUCAUCACAUCGUACACAACAGCAACAACAACAUGCUCCUUCGGUGAGUAGUGGUGGUGUCUCAUUUUCAUCUGUAAACAACCAGGAUCUUCUCCAUCUACAUGGAUCAGAUAUUUUUCCAUCUACGCAUUCAACUUAUCAUUCGCAGGCAAGUGGACCUCCUGGGAUUGGAUUAAGGCCACUAAAUUCUCCAAAUACAGUCUCUAGUAUGGGUCAGUAUGACCAGAUCCUCCAGCAGUAUCAACAGCACCAGAAUCAGUCGCAGUUCCGCCUUCAAAUGUCAGCCGUAAAUCAGUCGUUUCGGGAUCAGGGCAUGAAAGCUAUGCAAACUGCACAAUCCACACCAGAUCCAUUUGGUUUGCUUGGCUUGUUAAGUGUGAUCAGGAUGAGUGAUCCAGACUUGACAUCUCUUGCACUUGGAAUUGAUCUUACUACACUUGGAUUAAAUUUGAAUUCAUCAGAAAAUCUACACAAGACGUUUGGGUCUCCAUGGUCUGAUGAACCUGCAAAGGGUGAUCCAGAGUUUAAUGUGCCACAAUGUUAUUACGCAAAGCAGCCCCCUGCUUUUCAUCAAGGUUACUUUUCAAAGUUUUCGGUGGAAACAUUGUUUUACAUAUUCUACAGCAUGCCCAAAGACGAAGCACAAUUAUAUGCUGCAAAUGAGCUGCACAAUAGAGGUUGGUAUUAUCACAAAGAAAAUCGUUUCUGGUUUAUAAGAGUUCCCAACAUGGAGCCGCUUGUUAAAACGAACACAUACGAGAGAGGAUCUUAUCACUGUUUCGAUCCAAACACAUUUGAAACUGUUCGCAAGGAUAACUUUGUUCUACAUUAUGAAAUGUUGGAAAAGAGACCGCCUCUACCACAGCAUUGAGUAGGAAUCAGAACCUUUAUUGUAGAGUUUCAACUGUAAAUUUUCAUUCUGGAUUUUAAUUCCUCAGAAAGUCAUUAGCAUAAGUAUUCCUUUAGUUUGGGCUUUCUCUUACUAUAUGUCGCUUGAGUGAUCCAAGCAUUUCAUCUUUAACUGCCCCAAUUUGAACAGAAGAAUUAUGAUACGUAGGUAUUUCGAUAACCUAGUUAUCUGA
This is a messenger RNA of Arachis stenosperma, 2488 nucleotides long. RefSeq names its product probable NOT transcription complex subunit VIP2. The coding region runs from base 322 to 2277 and encodes 651 amino acids. The record is from RefSeq and is a predicted model, not a curated record. Gene Ontology annotation, cellular component: CCR4-NOT core complex; P-body. The transcript has 14 exons. Lineage: Eukaryota; Viridiplantae; Streptophyta; Magnoliopsida; Fabales; Fabaceae. Gene Ontology annotation, biological process: regulation of DNA-templated transcription; nuclear-transcribed mRNA poly(A) tail shortening.